AUUUGAUUCAGCAGCAGUGUGUUAUUAUGUGUUGUAGCAAUUGCUAGCAGACCUAUAAUUCGCCUUUCCCGCCUUUAAAGAAAUGGUUAUACAUUUUUAAAAGCCUAUCACUUAUUUUGGCGUGUCUUGUGGAUAUUAUCUGGAAUGUAUCGGCGCGGGGGAAGCAAAAAGGAGCAAAAUAAUGCGACGAAGGAGCAGAGCGACAGCAGCAAGUACGCGGAGCUGCUGGUGUUCGGCUACGCCUGUAAGCUGUUCCGGGACGAUGAGAGGGCCUUCUACCACGAUCAGGGCAAACACCUUAUCCCAUGGAUGGGGGACAAGAACAUCAUGAUCGAUAGGUAUGAUGGGCGUGGUCAUUUACAUGAUCUUUCGGAAUAUGACGCUGGCUCGUGGAAUCACGACUACCAGCUGUCCGAGGAGGAGGCCAGGAUAGAGGCUCUGUGCGAUGAGGAGAGGUAUCUGGCUAUGCACACCGAUCUACUAGAAGAAGAGGCCAGGCAAGAGGAAGAGUAUAAAAGACUGAGUGAAGCUUUAGCAGAUGAAGGCACCUACAAUGCCGUGGCCUUCCGUUACAGCGCAGACUACUACGAUCCCUCCCAGCCCACUGAAGAAGACGAGGCCAGCAAAGAAGCAGAUCAAGAGCAGCUGGAGGAAGAGAGUGAAGAGCCGUUUGUGGCUCCUCCUGGCCUUCUUAUCCCUCCGGAUGUUGAGCUGCCUGCGACCACCAAGACUCAUGCUAUUAUCGAGCGCACCGCCAACUUUGUAUGCAAGCAGGGGGCCCAAUUUGAGAUUGUGCUGAAGGCAAAGCAGGCUGGAAACUCCCAGUUUGAUUUCCUGCGGUUUGACCACUACCUGAACCCUUACUACAAGCACAUUCUACGAGCUAUGAAGGAAGGGAGAUACACGCCGGCUUCAGAGGGCAAGCAGGACCAGCAACAGGAAUCAAAGUCAGAUGAAUCAGAUGACGAUGAUGACGGGGAUGGAAACUACCUGCACCCGAGUCUGUUUGCACCCAAGAAGUGCUCUCGUCUGGAGGAAAUAAUAAAGCCUCUGCAGGUCAUUGAUCCAGAUCACCCGUUGGCAGCACUCGUUCGGAAAGCUCAACAGCAGAAUAAUGGCACUGCAGCGUUGGCAACUAACGCAGAGGAAGAGCAUCAGCCGUCAGCUGUGGCCACACAGGCUGAAUACACCUCUGACCCUAAUGUGGCCGCAAUGUACUACGGCUACUGUAUGCUGCCUGAUGGUACAUAUUGCCUUGCCCCUCCACCUCCUGGGAUUGAUGCCAGCCACUAUUACACUUCGCUUCCCACCGGCAUGAUGCCAGCUCCUCCUGCAUCUGGUCCACCUCCCCCUCCUGGCACUACACCUUUGGAUCCCGCUGUUGCAAUCCCAUCAGCCCCUGCUGUAGGUCCAGUCACGGUGUCAGCUCCAGCGUCUGCUCCACUCUCCCAUUCCGCUCCUUCUGCUCCUCCAACUUCCAGUUCCAGGCCUCCACAAACCACUGUUGUUCCUCCACCGGUUGCGGCCGCUGCUGCUCCUGUCGCUGCCAUCAUCCCUCCGCCUCCCGACAUCCAACCUGUCAUUGAUAAACUAGCCGAGUAUGUGGCCAGAAACGGGGUGAAAUUCGAGACCAGCGUUCGUGCCAAGAAUGACCCGCGGUUUGACUUCCUGCAGUCCUGGCACCAGUACAACUCCUAUUAUGAGUUCAAAAAACACUACUUCAUGCAGAAAGAAGGUCUGAGCGGGCAGGAGGGUUCUCUGCUUUACGGCAGUGGGGGGGACAGUGCAGAGAACUGCUCUACUGACAAGCAGCAGGAUGAGGGCAAGCUCAUUAAAGCGUCCUUUGCACCCAUCUGCUUUGCUAUUAAGUCAAAAGAAAAUGAUCUUCUGCCUUUGGAGAAGAACCGCGUGAGGCUGGACGAUGACUCUGAUGAGGAUGCAAUGAAAGGGGAUGUGCUGGAGGGAAUGGAGCUGGCCAUUGGAUUACUUGAGGCGCCAAGAGAGCUUGCUCAACCUCCACUGGCUGAGGAGAAGAAACCUGUCCUGUCACAGGAAGAGCUGGAGGCCAAACAAGCCAAACAGAAGCUGGAGGACCGGUUAGCAGCAGCAGCGAGGGAGAAACUGGCCCAGGCUUCCAAAGAGUCCAAAGAGAGGCAGCUUCAGGCUGAGCGCAAGAGGAAAGCUGCUCUCUUCCUGCAGACUCUGCGAGGGCCAGAGGCUGAGGUCAAGCGCACUGAGGAAACUACUGCAGCGCCUGAGCCAUUGGUGUCCAUCCUGCCUAUAAGCUGUCUUCAACACACGUCUCGUAUACCAGGCUUUGACUACCAGCCCCUGGAAAAUGCACUAACUAAGAGCUCAAACAACGCUGCUUCCCAUGUGAUCACCUCUACCUCCUCAUCUUCCUCUCGUGGGCCUGAAAGGGACAGAGACAGGGAUAGAGAUCGAGAUAGAGACCGGGAUAAACGGAAGAAAAAACACAAGAGAAGGUCCCGGACCAGGUCUCGAUCACGUUCCCGAUCCAAGUCCAAAACCAAGCACGCUUUGCCCAGUGCCUACCGCACCUUCAGGAGAUCCAGGUCUCAGUCCCGGUCCCCCAGUCGCAGAGACCGGCGGGCUCGUUCUCCAGACAGAAAGCGUGACGAGAGGGAGAAAGAAAGCUAUGGUCCCAGCAACUAUCGUCUUGGCAGCAACCCAACACUGGGCAGGCAGCGCUCAAGAUCAAGAUCACCUCAUGAAAAAAAGAAGAGAAAGAGUUCCAAGUCAUCUCAUUUUAAGGGUUCCUCCUGUUCACCCUCAGCGUCUCCGAGCAGAGGCAGAACCAUGAGCAGAGUCUCUGCAAGCCCCUCCCCUGCCACCAGCCCCACCUCCAGCUUGGGGAGAUCCAGGGAUGGCUCUCAGGAGAAAGAAAAGCAAGUGGCCUCCACUAUUGUCUCUUCAGUACAAAGCAAAAUAACUCAGGACCUCAUGGCGAAAGUACGAGCGAUGCUUGCAGCAUCCAAAGGCCUCCAGCCGAACCCCUCCUGAGAAAGUUAGACAACAUCCUGGCAGGAUCAGUCUCCAACAUCUCACAUGACAGAAACAACCUUCUGACAAACCUCUGGACUGCUGUUCUCCUGCCGAGCCACACAAUGCUGGAUGCUUUAAUCCCUUUACGUAUGCCUGUAUGGACCUCUGCAUUGGUUAGGUUUUUUUAUUUUGCCUCCAGAAUAGUAUUAGGCACAGAGAUCUCCUUUAUUUUGGAGGUACAGGUGGAAACCAAGCAGGUGUAGAAAGAAAUGAAGCCAGGAGCAGAUGGUGGAGCAUUGAUCCUGCUGUGUGCGACAACUAAAAAGAAGAGUUAAAGGUAUAAUUCCUCGGAUGCAACAAAAAAACAAAUUUAAAUUGUGUUCUGAUGACUGAGCUCUUUCCUUUGUAAUAUUGUGUCUUGCAGAGGGACACGGUUAUAUCCUUCCGUGAAGGAUAAUGCUGUUUAUUUUUUCGCAUCUAUCUCCUUUCCUCCCUCUCCGAGCUCUUUCAGAUAUGAAUUCGUAGUCUUUUUUUUGAAUAUGUGGCCUUCGGUUUUUCAUUUCCAAGUUUGUACGAGCUUAAUUUUGCAGCUACUUUGUAAAACCGUCAAUAAAGUUAUGAAUUAUCCAA
Messenger RNA from Danio aesculapii, 3636 nucleotides. RefSeq names its product splicing factor SWAP (gene sfswap). The transcript is spliced from 18 exons. Gene Ontology annotation, molecular function: RNA binding. The coding region runs from base 145 to 3024 and encodes 959 amino acids. Gene Ontology annotation, biological process: mRNA 5'-splice site recognition; RNA processing. The record is from RefSeq and is a predicted model, not a curated record. NCBI's taxonomy places the organism in Eukaryota, Metazoa, Chordata, Actinopteri, Cypriniformes, Danionidae.